AUGGAGGCAAUCAAGCUUCAGAGGAAGUAUCCUCAAUUUUCUCAGGAGGAGAUGAUGGGCCUCAUCUCUCGCUUCCGCACACUCGAUGUCGAGGAAAAGGGCAGCAUCCCAAAGCAAGACGUUAUCAAAGCCAUCCAAGAUCAAGGCGAUGCUUCAUACGACCAGGUCCGUGAAACGCUCAAAGAAGUCGAUCUGGAUGCCUCGGGUCGUGUAGAGCUCGAUGACUAUGUCGACUUGCUUGCAAAGAUCCGUGCCGGUCGCAACGCAUCUGCCGGUGUCGUCACCAAGGGCAAGGUAUUCGUCAAAGGCGCCACCUCUUCUACCCAGCAUACCAUCAACGAGGACGAACGAACCGAGUUUACCCGCCACAUCAACUCGAACCUCGCUGGCGACGCUCACAUCGGCUCGCGAUUGCCCAUCCCUACCGACACGUUUCAGCUUUUCGACGAGUGUCGAGACGGUCUCAUCCUCUGCAAGCUCAUCAACGAUUCGGUUCCAGACACCAUCGACGAGCGUGUGCUCAACUUUGGCAAGGGUGGCAAAGGCCCCAAUGCCUUCCAGAUGACCGAGAAUAACAACAUUGUCAUCACGUCCGCCAAGGCCAUCGGCUGUAGCGUCGUCAACAUCGGUCCUCAGGAUCUCAUCGAUGGCAAAGAGCAUCUCAUCCUCGGUCUCGUUUGGCAGAUCAUUCGACGUGGUCUGCUCAGCAAGAUCGAUCUGAAGAACCACCCAGAGCUCUACCGUCUUCUGGACGAAGGUGAGACUCUCGAAGAGUUCUUGCGCCUACCUCCCGACCAGAUUCUGCUCCGAUGGGUCAACUAUCACCUCAAGGCGGCCAACUGGCACCGACGCGUCGCAAACUUCAGCAAGGAUGUCUCAGACGGUGAGAACUAUACGGUGCUGCUCAACCAGCUCAAGCCCGAUCAGUGUGAUCGCGCUCCUUUGCAGCAGAGCGACGUGAUGCAGCGCGCAGAAAUGGUGCUACAACGUGCAGAUGCCAUCGGCUGUCGCAAGUACUUGACUCCUGGAUCCAUGGUGGCUGGUAACCCAAAGUUGAACUUGGCCUUUGUUGCGCAUCUCUUCAACACGUGGCCAUGCCUCGAGCCGUUGGACGAGGCGCCGCCUGUCGAGAUCGAGGACUUUGAUGCGGAAGGAGAGCGCGAGGCGCGCGUCUUUACGCUCUGGCUCAACAGUCUUGACGUAGAGCCGGGUGUGUACAACUUGUUCGAGGACCUCAAGGAUGGCACUGUUAUUCUGCAAGCGUUUGACAAGGUGAUUCCUGGCUCUGUUACGUGGCGUCGCGUCUCAAAACCCAAAGAAGGCCAGGAGCUUUCUCGCUUUAAAGCGGUCGAGAACACCAACUACGCUGUCGACCUCGCCAAGGCGUCCAACAUGCACAUUGUCGGCAUCCAGGGAGCCGACAUUGUCGACGGAACAAAGACGCUGACGUUGGGUUUGGUGUGGCAACUCAUGCGUCUCAACAUCACCAAGACGCUGUCGUCACUCUCGAAAGGCGGUCGUGGCGUUAGCGAUGCGGAUAUGGUGGCAUGGGCCAACAAUCUGGUCAAGAGCAGUGGCAAGUCGACGCAGAUCCGUUCGUUCAAAGAUGCACAGCUCAAGACGGCAGUCUUCUUCUUGGACCUGCUCAACGCGCUGCGUCCGGGUAUCGUCGAUUACAGCCUGGUCAACACGGGUAGGACAGAAGACGAGAGCAGGAUGAACGCCAAACUGGCGAUCAGCAUUGCGAGAAAGUUGGGCGCGUUGAUUUUCCUGGUGCCAGAGGACAUUAUUGAGUUGCGACAGAGGCUUAUCUUGACUUUUGUCGGAUCGUUGAUGGCUAUCCAGUGA
Molecule: messenger RNA, 1848 nt
Organism: Mycosarcoma maydis (corn smut)
Lineage: Eukaryota; Fungi; Basidiomycota; Ustilaginomycetes; Ustilaginales
Product: putative fimbrin
Exons: 1
Coding region: 1-1848 (615 amino acids)
Biological process (GO): actin filament bundle assembly; actin filament network formation
Cellular component (GO): cytoplasm; actin filament; actin filament bundle
Molecular function (GO): calcium ion binding; actin filament binding
Source: RefSeq, a predicted model, not a curated record